CACAGUGUUUACGAAUGAUUUGCAUUAUAAACUUCGACCUCAACUUACCAAGUCUCCACUGAUUUAAUGGAAGUAGAACGCUUUUCUUCUAUAUUCGGGCAGUAUACGCCCGAACAAUCCACAAUGAGCACUUGCAACGCUCCCAGUUUGUUCAGCGAUACUUGUAAUAGUGUCGCCGGCAAUGUCGGAACAAGUGCACAACUCUUCAUCCUGUUGCUGAACACAAUCGUCAACGCGAAGUGUUCAUUUAUUGGCAAGAAUGACUUCCCAACGAACGUCGCCGAAACACUCCAGGAUGGUGACGAAUUUGAUUUCAUCGUGCUGGGUGCAGGAAGUGCCGGAUCGGCAGUAGCAAGCCGUUUAGCUGAAGCCAAUCCACAAUGGAAAGUAUUACUUGUGGAAGCCGGCAGUUAUCCAUCGAUAGACUCACAGAUACCUGGUUUCUUUGCGAUGAUACAAGGCGGUGAUCAUGAUUGGCAAUAUAAACCUCGCCCAUCCAAAGAAGCAUGUUUAGGUUUCAAAGAUGGACAAUGUCGCUGGCCGCGAGGAAAAGUCCUCGGUGGUACAUCUGUUUUGAACGCGAUGAUCUACGUCCGAGGACAUGCCGCUGACUAUGAUGGUUGGGAAGCGGCUGGAAAUAAAAAUUGGAGUCAUGAUAAAGUUCUGCCUUAUUUCCUGCGCGCGGAAGGACAUGUCGCCAAAGACAAACAAGAUGAACAAAAGCAUGGUUUUGAAGGUCCGCUAACUACUUCGCGAUAUCAUUCUGAUUCUGAUUUAAGAGAUGUGCUAAUCCAUGCAUCCCAGGAAUUAGAAAACAAAGGAUUGGGGCGUGAUGAACACGGAUACGGUUUAUAUGAAGCACCUAGCACCAUUGUAGAUGGGCGACGGUGUUCAACAGGUAAAGCGUAUUUAACAAGAGAAGAACAUAAAAAUACCAAAAACUUGGUCAUUGCAACCGAUACCGAAGCAAUCAAACUUUUAUUCAACAUGGAAUCCAAUAGUGUCCAAGGUAUUCCACGCGUCACUGGCGUAACUUUAAAUGUCGCAGGGAAAAUAGUUAAUGUCAAAAGUAAAACGGAAGUAGUCGUAAGUGGAGGUGCUCUCAACAGUCCAAAAUUAUUAAUACAAAGUGGUAUUGGUGACAAGAACACAAUUCAGUCACUUGGUAUACCCUUAACUGCACAUGUACCUGGUGUUGGUAAAAAUCUCCAGGAUCAUUUAUGCUCAUUUGGAGUUAUUGUCGAAAUGGACGAACGCAAUCCCAAAAUAGAUCCAAUUGACGAAAUGUACAAAUACCUCAAAAGAAACGAUGGUAAUUUUGCUGGGAUUGGUAUUACCAACAUGGUGUGGUUUAUUAACUCCGAUCAAAAUGCGAAAAAAACGCAGCCAGACUUACAAUUACAUUUCUGGGAAUUUCCAAAAGGCGAGCAUGCAAAUGUUGACCUCGUAGGCCAUGUUUUAGGAUUAAACGAUCGCAGUACACAAAGUUUACAUGAGUUGAUAGAUAGAAAACGCUUCAUGAUCAUACUUAUCACAUUAUUAUAUCCCAAAUCUAUCGGACGUUUGGAAUUCCCAUCGAAAACAACUGCCAAUGAUGGAUUGGUAAACAUGGACAUUAUUCAUCAAUAUUUGACUGAUGAAGAAGACAUGAAUGUUAUGAUCAAAGGAAUUGAUUUUGUACGUCGUAUUGUAGAAACCAAAGAAUUCAAAAAAGUCAACGCAUCAUUUGCAAAAUUCGAUACAGUAAACUGCGAGGACAAGGAGCACGCGUCCAAUGACUAUUGGAAAUGCAAUUUCAGAAAUUUUGCCAGUACGCUGUACCAUCCAGUGGGGACCUGUAGUAUGGGCAGUGAUGUUAAUCAAGGGGCGGUCGUGGACGAUGAGUUGCGAGUCCAUGGAGUACAGGGGUUGCGCGUAAUGGACGCCAGCGUGAUGCCGAAAAUCGUCGGUGGGAAUACCAACGCGCCAGCAAUUAUGAUCGGCGAGAAGGGAGCAGACAUGAUCCGCAUUGCACACAUGGCGUAAACAAGUUUGAUAAUUUAAAAUGUUCGGCAAUAAUGCCUGAAUUAAAUACAAUUUUAUACCAGA
Dalotia coriaria is the source of this 2088-nucleotide messenger RNA. Its product is annotated as glucose dehydrogenase [FAD, quinone]-like. Gene Ontology annotation, molecular function: flavin adenine dinucleotide binding; oxidoreductase activity, acting on CH-OH group of donors. The transcript is spliced from 2 exons. The coding region runs from base 67 to 2025 and encodes 652 amino acids. Lineage: Eukaryota; Metazoa; Arthropoda; Insecta; Coleoptera; Staphylinidae. The record is from RefSeq and is a predicted model, not a curated record.